CCCCUCCACCUUUUCCACCGUGCAGGGUCUGUCAAAGCGCAAAAGCAAAUUAACUGUCAAAAAAAAAAAAUAUAUAUAUAUAUAUAUAUUACCACCGAAAUGUGAAACUGUUUUUAUUUAUUUUUUCAAACGGUCGUGCAUAGGCGCGCGAGCGAAGCUAACCGUCAACGGUUGCAGAGUUUGUACCAACAGGCGCGUGCGGUAAUGAUACCCUCAACUGUCCAGCUACGCAGACACGUCCUUGGAUAACAGCGACAGAGAGCUUUGCUGCCUCGGUGAAGCCGUGAAGCUCAACACACAAGAGAUGCUCGUCUCCAGCCAGUUUCCAGCACUGGAGGAUUUUUGUCUUGUUGUCUGCCAUGUCUGCAAUCAGGUGGUCACUCCUCAGGGCAUCCUCACACACUAUGAGAAGCGCCACAUUUCCCCCGUCCCCUCCCGGAGUCCACUGGUCCCAAUGAAGCCCAAAGCACCUGCAGUGGCCCCCGCUGUGGCUCCCAGCCCUGGGGACACGCUGGCCUUCAGGGUCCCUAAAGAUUACCCUCACUCCCGCUUCAGCAAGGCGCCGCUCGCUGUCUACCCACCAAAGGGGGCACGGAACAAGACAUGUGUAUCCCUCCCUGUCGUAAGCCUGGAGAAGAUGCCGUGCCUCAACCGAGCCGACUCAGCGUCACAUGUGCGCCUCACCUCCUCAUCCUCAUCUUCCUCCUCCUCCUCUUCCUCGACCUCUCCCUCCUCUCUCAAACAGCUGUCCCUCACCCCCCCGUCCUCCCACCGGUCCAGCGAGAAGCUCAUGAACGGCCGCGGCACCAGCGGGCCGUCCACACCGCGCUCCACCACUACGUCUCCAUCCUCUCUGGACGGGCGGCCCAGUCCGGCACGCUCUCCCCUAGACAGGCGGCCGUCGUCUACACCUUCUCCUUCCCCGCUGGACCGGAAACCCUCACCCUCACCCUCACCUUCACACCGAUCCGGCACUCUGCUGGUGUCAUCUGCGUCGCCAUUGGACCGGAAGCACCAAAAUGGCACUAAGACACCCUCCAGGUCUCAGAAAAGACUCUCAGGGAGAGUGUUUGAUCCCAACAAGCACUGUGGAGUCCAGGACCCCGAGACUAAACGACCGUGCACUCGGUCUCUCACCUGCAAGACUCACUCCUUAACCCACCGACGAGCCGUGCCCGGCCGAAGGAAACAUUUCGACAUCCUCCUGGCUGAACACAAGGGCCGGCCGAAGGAGGGAGCGAAGGAGAAAGACAAGGACGCAACACAGGGAGGGAAGGAAGGCGGCAGCAGCCAGAGUAUCACGUCACAAGACACCGCGAGUCCCAGCAAGCCUCACUGCCCAAAUGGACGACCCCUGUCCACACUAAAGCUACGGCUGGCAAAUGCACACAUACCCAGGGUUCCAGGCUCCACCACCUCCACUUCCAGUCCUUUGCCCCCGGCACCAGCCACGGCUCCGGCCCCUAACCCAGAGCCGUCUCCCCACAGCUGGGCGACGGCAGCAGGAGACGGCGGUCGGCUCUCAAGUGACGAGGGAGACGCGGAGACUCCAGAGGACACUGACAGACCUGCCUUUCACUGCUCCAAUCACCACCCGCAGCCUUUAGGGUGUUGCGUAUUCAGCAGCAGGCUCAUGGGACGGGGCCACUAUGUGUUUGACAGGCGAUGGGACCGGAUGAGGCUGGCGCUCCAGAACAUGGUGGAGAAACACCUUAACGCACAGAUGUGGAGGAAGGUGCCUCUGGCCUCUGAGAGCCCCCUCUCGCUCUCCUCCUCUGGUACCUCCCCCGUCACCUCACAACAGACUCCCUCUCCCAUCUCCGUCACGUCCCCUCUCCUUUCCUCCCACUCCAACUCCCUCUCCUACACCACCACAUUUCCUCAGUCGGCGUCCAUGGCCGGGGUGUUCAGCAUUCGAGACACCGCGCAGCCCGCCGCCCCAGUUUCCACUCUGGGUAAAGCGCGUAACGGCACGCAUAAAGGCAGCCGCCCAUCCAAAGACAUGGAGGACCCAGCAGGGGGAUGUAAGAAGAGAAAAAACUCUUCGUUCUCCUCCUCAUCCUUUUCUUCUUCUUCCUUUUUUCCGACUGUGGAUAAUCAUAAGAGGAACGGCACCAGCUAUCAUCCAACAUUACAAGGUUCAGGGGGGGCAUCAGCAACCCCAGCCAGGAAAAAGGGACUUGGGCACGGGGGAAGCGGGCUUUGGAGCGGCGGAGAGGACUGGCUACUCAGAGCUGAUGGGUCUCAAAGCCACAACUCACAGAACAGCCGCGAACUUGGCACGACCAGCAUACCCUACUCACCCAGCAGGGAGCCUGCCUCCGCGCCCCAUCAGCCCCUGGCUCCCCCAUCCGGACCGUUGGCUUAUGGGGGAGGAGCGGAAGGGAGGAAGAGGAGAAGCCCCAGCUCUUACAAAGGGAAGCCCAGCAAGCUGAGCAGACCGGGCGGGUUGGAGAGCCUCUUUGGGAACGGGAGCGACGGCGGGGGAAUACUGGCUUCGGGGCCCGAGUCCCCGAGACAGGCCAAGUUGCAUCACUGACAGAAACCAGUUUCACCGACUGAAUGUUGGGCAGCUGUGCAGGCCACCACCGUCUGUGACCUUUGACCUCACCACUCUUCUCCACUGACCGCACCAAUCAGACUGCUUCAUCUCAGCGAUGUCACCCCCUAUCUGCCCAAUGACAGCUCAGUUCACUCGCUGCGACAUCGUCGGGGCUCUGGCAGUCACUUCCACUCUCCACCUCUAAUUAUGGAGCGUUUGGACGGAAAGCUGCCGUGCAUCACUGUGGUCGCGGUCUUUUCAGAACAAAGACAGUGGGAUCCAAAAAACUCAUCCUCUGAAAAGGGAAUUUGCCUCACAACGUUUUCAAGGCAUUGUGAAUAAUACCAACACUGUACAAUUUUGGGGAGACCAACAAUCAGAGUUCAUGUUCCGAUUGUUGUGACCAUUUUCUUGGUUGAUACGUCUGGUCAGCUGAUGAGGAAAGUGAUCAUUUUUGGGAGUUAGAUGGUUGAAGGACCUACUCACACGACUACUGUAGGACUUGACCUUCUGCGAUGCCACCUCAGCUGCUCCCUCCCCGCUCAUUUUUCUCUCCUUUUCUUGAUUUUUAGCUUUUCCCAGAGAUGGAAGAGACAACAGCAGCUGUAGUUGGGUUUUAUCCAGCUUUUCCUCCUCUUCUGUUUCCUUACUUCUCUCCAGCAUCUCUACAUUUUACCUUUCCUCCCCCUCUCUCCCUAUCCAUCCCAGCAUGCCCAUGUUCAAAGUGCACUUACUGUCCUUGCUUCCCUCUUCACUGACUGUCUCAAGCAGUGCCACAUGAGGACCUGUUCACGCGAGGGAAGGAAAAGAAGAACGUCUGUGUUACCGUAACGACGCCGUGUCAAUGCAUUGUAUUUCAAUAUAGGAAGAAAUGCAAUUUAUUUGAAGAUUGUUUUUGUUGUUGCAAGAAACACAAACUCCUGUCUGUGUGUCAGGACUUGCAUCCAAAAAGGAAUUAUUACUACGGUGUUGGAUCUUUUUUUUUUUUUUUUUGUAAUAAUUUAUCGUUCUUAAAUGAUUUUCUAACUGACCGUCGAGGUUUGAGCUACAUAAACUUUUUUUGAGCAAAAAAAAAAAAAAAAAAAAUUCUAUGGCAUUUUGAAGAAAAUGUUGAAAGUAUUAUGAUGAGUUCAUAUUGUUGAAAAUGUGUACAUAUCUGUUAUUAUUUUUGUAUUUAUUAAUAAUUGUUCCCCUUUUUCUGAAUACGAGCUAAAGAGAGGGAGUGUUUAUUUCCUCCUACCUUGGUCUGUGUUUGAUAAUAUGAGAUGAGAGAUUGGCCUGGUUUCUCAAAAUCUUCAAAAAAGUGUUCAUUUGCACGUUUUUAAAACGAAUACUAAUUCAUACGCGGAACAGCCAAAUAUGAACUUGUCGUCACCGUCGUCGCUCUAUUUUAACAACAAUACAUGGUUCUCUAGAAAUGAAUUCUAGUUAAGUCUUGCUAAUUAUGUCGUCUGACAAAAAGUAUCUCAACAUACACCCACAUGUCUUUUCUGUGGUAUCUCACAUUACUAAUUGAGCCUUCCUAAAAGUCCCGCCCCUGCUCAGUGCUCCGAUAACAGUUGAGCAAGCAUUGGUCACAAUUAAGUGAAGCGCAGCCUAACGAUAUGCAAAAUUAAGAGCAUAGCUGCUGUGAUUGACAGGUGGCUGCUGCACAGGUGGUUUUCUGAGCCUCAGCUCCACGUCUUUGUCCAUGUUUUUGGAUUAUUGAGCCACCACACCAUGUUUCAUACUGUCUGUGAUCAGAAAUGUUUUUCUCCAAUGAUUUAACAGUGCCUGCAAAUUAUGUGCUUUUUUGAAGCAAUGAGAAACUCCUCAUUUCCAUUAACAGCACACUCAAAAUAUAUAUAUAUAUCUUUUGUAGCAUGCCUGCUGACUUUUAUCGAGUCUAUACUAAUUUUGUCACUUCUCCAGUGUGAACACAUUACUUAUUCAAAAUCUGCAUAGAAUUAGCAUAGAGUUUGAAAUCGGGUCAGACCUACAGCCUCCGUCAGCAGAUGGAGUUUACUCAGUUGCCAUGUAGAUGACACAGGUGUCUUCGCAUGAUUAAACAUUCACCGCCACCUCUUUAAAUUUUGUCCAACUUAAAAGAAGACGGUCCAAAACGUCAGUUGACAGUCAUAUUUGUAUACGAGCUCUGUGGAUCAGCUUCCACUCAUGAACAAAGGUUGAUUUUGUGAAACCAGACCCUGGUUUGUAUUUUCAUAUAAAGGGCCCCGUGUCUUUGUUUACCUGUGGUUCCCACCUUUCUCCAUACUUCUUCCAAUGUUCAAAACUAUAGCUAUAUAUUUUUUAUCUUCCAGGACUGAUUGGUCUGGCGUCAGUGCGAUUAUGCUUGGUUGUUUGUGUGUGUGUGUAAAAAAUCAAAGCCAGAUCAAAAUGCCUUCACUUGCUUCCCAGCUGCACCCGUCAAGUAGCGAGCGGUACCAUUAGUUCUCUGAAAACGCAGCAUAGCCAUUCCAGUGAGGCUUUUUUAAAUGUCUAGGAGAUGCACGCGUAUAGCAUCACAUAUACAAAACAAGCGUUCAUUGAGGAGACCUUGAAUUCAAAUGGGAAAUUUACAAAUAAAACUUCAAUCUUAGCAACUUUUAAAGCAACACACACACACAUAUGGUAUUAUUUAACUGAGGGUGUCGUAUUGUGUUGCCGUAAGAAAAAUGUCAAAUUCAUGAAACGCGAGGCGAUCUCCUCACUUUAAAAGUGGCGCGGCAGAAUGCCGCAAUGUGUCAAAUGAUAAAAGCCUUGAAAAUGUCUGAAGAGUACCCCCGUCUAUUCAUCCGGCGUGGCUGAUAAAGCUAAAGUAACUGAAAGCAUUUUGAUUUGCUUGAUGGCGGCGUGAAGCUGUGAGCGACGCUCCCACCUGGUACUUGCCAACUGCUUCAGUGGAAAUAACAUCAAGGAUUUUUGUCUUUUUUUUUUUUUGUUUUGUUUUGUUUGUUUCAAAAGCAUUUAAGCACUAACGAUGAAUGAACUGUACAUAAUCUGUUGUGUGUUUGUGUUACGCUUUUCCCAAGUGCUUCCCAUGAUGACACUUUACUCAUCAGCGCGUGAGAUCGUCUAACAGCUCUUAGAUCAGUUCAGUGAUACCGGCUUUGUGGUCUUUUAUAUGACUGUAGAUACACAUGGUUUAUGAGUUAACUUGCCUACAAUUUACUUUAUAAACAAAUCAUUCUUUCACAGUUUUCUCCGUUUUAAUGCAACAUACCAACAGGUGUACUUGUAUUUGGAUGUUUUAUGUUGGUUUAAUGGCUAAAGAAAAAAACAAAAAAAAAUGGUUUAGGUGGUAAUUAUGUUCAUGCAAGAAGAUUUCUCUGCUCUUCUCUCGUGUAUCUACGGAUCAAAGAUGCCGAUCUUUGCGCUAAGACGUUUUUUGUUUUGUUUUCUGGGGGGGAAAUGCCACCCUCACUUACUGUUUAUGGUAAUAGGAAUGGGAAUUUACAGUCUGUUGCAGCUAAAAUUAAGACUAAAGCUCAUCGAUGUUGAUUUCAGAGCAGUUUGUAUAUUGUAUUAUUUGCUGUUGAAUUUUAUGGAGGUAUUAACAGGUUUUAUUUUGUUUUGUUUUUUAAAACCCUCCCCCUUCCUUUUUUUGCACUUUGUCAUAAUGCCCAGAUCUUUAAUCAACUUCUAUUUAUAUAAAUAUUUGAGAUAUAAAAAAAAAGAAAAAAAAUCUAUAUCUAUAUAUUUGUAAAAGUGUUUCUGGCAACUACAGUAAAAGAAGAUGAAGACUAUAUUCAUGCUGAGUUGGCCCCUAAAACCAGCGGACUGUUUGUUGCUUGUUGUAUCUGAUCCAAACUGUGGUGAAUGUUGAAUGUCUAAAGAAAAAAAAGAAAAAAAAGCCUUGUAAGAGUCGGGGUUUAUUCAUUCUCACGGCAGUUGGAUCAGAAAAUGGAUUUCCCAUCAGAACUUGCUGUAAAAAAAAAUGGGUCUUAUAUUCAAGCUUUUAUUAAAUGAUUGAAAGUG
Messenger RNA from Larimichthys crocea (large yellow croaker), 6499 nucleotides. RefSeq names its product ataxin 7-like 1 (gene atxn7l1). Lineage: Eukaryota; Metazoa; Chordata; Actinopteri; Sciaenidae. Bases 305 to 2539 code for a protein of 744 amino acids. The record is from RefSeq and is a predicted model, not a curated record. The transcript has 12 exons.